ACCACUACUGCAAGCCAGGUUGACACUGCAUCGGCCGCCACUGCAAGCCAGGGUGACACGGCAUCACCGGCCACCACUGGUGACACAACGUCACCGGCCACUACUACAAGCCAGGGCGACACACCACACACAACAGCCACACCACAUACAACACACACACUCUAUCCACACACACCACACAUACCACCCACACCACAAACACCACCCACACCACACUCACCACCCACAACACACACCACACACACGAAAAUCAACACCCACACCAAACACACCACACACACACCACACACACCACCCACAACACACUCACCACACACAUCACACACACCACAAGUAUCACACACACCACACAAACCACGCACACCACACACACCACACACACCGGCAGCUACUGCAAGCCAGGGUGACACGGCAUCACCGUCCACUACUGCUAGCCAGGGCGACACGGCAUCACCGGCCGCUACUGCAAGCCAGGGUGACACGCCAUCACCGGCCGCUACUGCAAGCCAAGGCGACACGGCAUCACCGGCCACUACUGCAAGCCCGGGCGACACGGCAUCACCGGCCACUACUGCAAGCCAGGGCGACACGGCAUCACCGGCCGCUACUGCAAGCCAGGGCGACACGGCAUCAACGGCCACUACUGCAAGCCAGGGCGACAUGGCAUUACCGGCCGCUACUGCAAGCCAGGGUGACACGGAAUCACCGGCUGCUUCUGCAAGCCAGGGCGACACGGCAUCAACGGCCGCUACUGCAAGCCAGGGCGACACGGCAUCACCCGCCACUGCUGAAAGCCAGCGUGACACGGCAUCACCGGUUGCUACUGCAUGCCCGGGUGACACGGCACCACCGGCAACUACUGCAAGUCAGGGUGACACGGCAUCACUGGCCACUUCUGCAAGCCAGGGAGACACGGCAUCACCGGCCGCUACUGCAAGCCAGGGCGACACGGCAUCACCGGCCACUACUGCAAGCCAGGGCAAAACGGCAUCACCGGCCGCUACUGCAAGCCAGGGCGACACGGCAUCAACCGCCACUACUGCAAGCCAGGGUGACACGAUAUCAUCGACCGCUACUGCAAGCCAGGGUGACACGGCAUCACCGGCCGCUAGUGGAGGCCAGGGCGACACGGUAUCACCGGCCGAUACUGCAGGCCAGGGCGACACGGUAUCACCGGCCGCUAAUGCAGGCCAGGGCGACACGGCAUCACCGGCCGCUUAUGCAAGCCAGGUUGACACGUCAUCACCGGCCGCUACUGCAAGCCAGGGCGACAUGGCAUCACCGGCCGCUACUGCAAGCCAGGGCGACACGGCAUCACCGGCCACUACUGCAAGCCAGGGCAACACGGCAUCACCGGCCGCUACUGCAGGCCAGGGUGACACGGCUUCACCGGCCGCUACUGCAAGCCAGGGCGACACGGCAUCACCGGCCGCUACUGCAGGCCAGGGCGACACGGCAUCACCGGCCGCUACUGCAGGCCAGGGCGACACGCCAUCACCGGCCGCUACUGCAAGCCAGGGCGACACGGCAUCACCGGCCGCUUCUGCAAGCCAGGGUGACACGGAAUCACCAGCUGCUACUGCAAGCCAAGGCGACACGGCAUCAACGGCCGCUACUGCAAGCCAGGGCGACACGGCAUCACCGGCCACUGCUGAAAGCCAGGGUGACACGGCAUCACCGGCUGCUACUGCAUGCCAGGGUGACACGGCAUCGUCGGCCACUACUGCAAGUCAGGGUGACACGGCAUCACCGGCCACUACUGCAAGCCAGGGCGACACGGCAUCACCGGCCGCUAGUGGAGGCCAGGGCGACACGGCAUCACCGGCCGCUAGUGCGAGCCAGGGCGACACGGCAUCACCGGCCACUACUACAAGCCAGGGCAAAACGGCAUCACCGGCCGCUACUCCAAGCCAGGGCGACGCGGCAUCAACGGCCACUACUGCAAGCCAGGGUGACACGAUAUCAUCGACCGCUACUGCAAGCCAUCAAAACAACAAAUGCAAAACGGCCACUACUGCAAGUCAGGGUGACACGGCAUCACCGGCCACUACUGCAAGCCAGGGCGACACGGCAUCACCGGCCGCUACUGCAGGCCAGGGCGACACGGCAUCACCGGCCGCUACUCCAAGCCAGGGUCACACGGCAUCACCGGCCGCUAGUGGAGGCCAGGGCGACACGGCAUCACCGGCCGAUACUGCAGGCCAGGGCGACACGGUAUCACUGGCUGCUACUACAAGCCAGGGCAAAACGGCAUCACCGGCCGCUACUCCAAGCCAGGGCGACGCGGCAUCAACGGCCACUACUGCAAGUCAGGGUGACACGGCAUCACCGGCCACUACUGCAAGCCAGGGCGACACGGCAUCACCGGCCGCUACUGCAGGCCAGGGCGACACGGCAUCACCGGCCGCUACUCCAAGCCAGGGCGACACGGCAUCACCGGCCACUACUACAAGCCAGAGCAAAACGGCAUCACCGGCCGCUACUCCAAGCCAGGGCGACGCGGCAUCAACGGCCACUACUGCAAGCCAGGGUGACACGAUAUCAUCGACCGCUACUGCAAGCCAGGGUGACACGGCAUCACCGGCCGCUAGUGGAGGCCAGGGCGACACGGCAUCACCGGCCGAUACUGCAGGCCAGGGCGACACGGUAUCACUGGCUGCUACUGCAGGCCAGGGUGACACGGCAUCACCGGCCGCUAAUGCAGGCCAGGGCGACACGGCAUCACCGGCCGCUUCUGCAAGCCAGGGUGACACGUCAUCACCGGCCGCUACUGCAAGCCAGGGCGACAUGGCAUCACCGGUCGCUGCUGCAAGCCAGGGCGACACGGCAUCACCGGCUACUACUGCAAGCCAGGGCAACCCGGCAUCAUCGGCCGCUACUGCAGGCCAGGGCGACACGCCAUCACCGGCCGCUACUGCAAGCCAGGGCGACACAGCAUCACCGGCCGCUUCUGCAAGCCAGGGUGACACAGAAUCAUUGGCUGCUACUGCAAGCCAAGGCGACACGGCAUCAACGGCUGCUAGUGCAAGCCAGGGCGACACGGCAUCACCGGCCACUGCUGAAAGCGAGGGUGACACGACAUCACCGGCUGCUACUGCAUGCCAGGGUGACACGGCAUCGUCGGCUACUACUGCAAAUCAGGGUAACACGGCAUCACCGGCCACUACUGCAAGCCAGGGCAACACGGCAUCACCGGCCGCUACUGCAGGCCAGGGCGACACGGCUUCACCGGCCGCUAGUGCAAGCCAGGGCGACACGGCAUCACCGGCUGCUACUGCAAGCCAGGGCGACACGGCACCACCGGCCGCUACUGCAAGCCAGGAUGACACGCCAUCACCGGCCACUACUGCAAGCCAGGACGACGCGGCACCACCGGCCGCUACUGCAGGCCAGGGCGACACAACUUCACCGGCGGCUAGUGCAAGCCAGGGCGACACGGCACCACCGGUCGCUACUGCAAGCCAGGGUGACACUGCACCACUGGCCGCCACUGCUAGCCAGGGCGACACGGCAUCACCGGCCUCUAAUGCAGGGCGACCCGGCAUCACUGGCCGCCACUGCAAGCCAGGGCGACACGGCAUCACAGGCAGCUACUGCAAGUCAGGGUCACACGGCAUUGCCGGCCGCUACUACAAGCCAGGACGACACGACAUCACCAGCCGCUCCUGCAAGCCAGGCCGACACGGCAUCACCGACCGCUACUGCAAGCCAGGGCGACACGGCAUCACAGGCCGCUACUGCAAGCUAAGGCGACACGCCUCACCGGCCACUACUGCAAACCAGGGCGACACAACAUCACCGGCCACUACUGCAAGCCAGGGCGACACGGCAUCACCGGCCGCUACUGCAAGCCAGGGUGACACGGCACCACCGGCCGCUACUGCAGGCCAGGAUGACACGGCACAACCGGCCACUACUGCAAGCCAGGGUGACACGAUAUCAUCGACCGCUACUGCAAGCCAGGGUGACACGGCAUCACCGGCCGCUAGUCGAGGCCAGGGCGACACGGUAUCACCGGCCGAUACUGCAGGCCAGGGCGACACGGCUUCACCGGCCGCUAAUGCAGGCCAGGGCCACACGGCAUCACCGGCCGCUUCUGCAAGCCAGGUUGACACGUCAUCACCGGCCGCUACUGCAAGCCAGGGCGACAUGGCAUCACCGGCCGCUACUGCAAGCCAGGGCGACACGGCAUCACCGGCUACUACUGCAAGCCAGGGCAACACGGCAUCAUCGGCCGCUACUGCAGGCCAGGGCGACACGCCAUCACUGGCCGCUACUGCAAGCCAGGGCGACACGGCAUCACCGGCCGCUUCUGCAAGCCAGGGUGACACGGAAUCACCGGCUGCUACUGCAAGCCAAGGCGACACGGCAUCAACGGCUGCUACUGCAAGCCAGGGCGACACGGCAUCACCGGCCACUGCUGAAAGCCAGGGUGACACGGCAUCACCGGCUGCUACUGCAUGCCAGGGUGACACGGCAUCGUCGGCCACUACAGCAAGUCAGGGUGACACGGCAUCACCGGCCACUACUGCAAGCCAGGGCGACACGGCAUCACCGGCCGCUAGUGCAAGCCAGGGCGACACGGCUUCACCGGCCGCUAGUGCAAGCCAGGGCGACACGCCAUCACCGGCUGCUACUGCAAGCCAGGGCGACAUGGCACCACCGGCCGCUACUGCAAGCCAGGAUGACACGGCAUCACCGGCCACUACUGCAAGCCAGGACGACACGGGACCACCGGCCGCUACUGCAGGCCAGGGCGACACGGCUUCACCGGCCGCUAGUGCAAGCCAGGGUGACACGCCAUCACCGGCUGCUACUGCAAGCCAGGGCGACACAGCACCACCGGCCGCUACUGCAAGCCAGGGGGACACGGCACCACUGGCCGCCACUGCUAGCCAGGGCGACACGGCAUCACCGGCCGCUUCUGCAUGCCAGGGCGACUCGGUAUCACCGGCCGCUACUGCAAGCCGGGGCGACCCGGCAUCACUGGCCGCCACUGCAAGCAAGGGCGACACGGCAUCACGGGCAGCUACUGCAAGACGACACGGCAUCACCGGCCGCUCCUGCAAGCCAGGCCGACACGGCAUCACCGGCCGCUACUGCAAGCCAGGGCUACACGGCAUCACCGGCCGCUACUGCAAGCUAAGGCGACGCGCCUCACCGGCCGCUACUGCAAGCCAGGGCGACACGGCAUCACCGGCCACUACUGCAAGCCAGGGCGACACGGCAUCACCGGCCGCUACUGCAAGCCAGGGUGACACGGCGCCACCGGCCGCUACGGCAGGCCAGGGUGACACGACACGACCGGCCACUUCUGCAAGCCAGGGCGACACGGCAUCACCGGCCGCAACUGCAAGCCAGAGCGACACGGCACCAACGGCCGCGACUGCAAGCCAGGGCGACACGGCCUUACCUUCCGCUACUGCAGGCCGGGGCGACACGGCAUCACCGGCUUGUACUGAAGGCCAGGGCGACACGGCAUCGGCGGCCGCUACUGCAGGCCAGAGCGACACGGCAUCACCGGCCGCUACUGCAAGCCAGGACGACCCGGCAUCAGCGGCCGCUUCCGCGAGCCAGGGUGACACGGCAUCACCGGGCGCUACUGCAGGCCAGGGCGACACGGCUUCACCGGCCGCUAGUGCAAGCCAGGGUGACACGCCAUCACCGGCUGCUUCUGCAAGCCAGGGCGACACAGCACCACCGGCCGCUACUGCAAGCCAGGAUGACACGGCAUCACCGGCCACUACUGCAAGCCAGGACGACACGGCACCACCGGCCGCUACUCCAAGCCAGGGCGACACGGCUUCACCGGCCGCUAGUACAAGCCAGGGCGACACGCCAUCACCGGCUGCUCCUGCAGGCCAGGGCGACACGGCACCACCGGCCGCUACUGCAAGCCAGGGGGACACGGCAUCACCGGCCGCUUCUGCAUGCCAGGGCGACACGGUAUCACCGGCCGCUACUGCAAGCCAGGGCGACCCGGCAUCACUGGCCGCCACUGCCAGCCAGGGCGACACGGCAUCACGGGCAGCUACUGCAAGCCAGGGGGACACGGCAUCACCGGCCGCUUCUGCAUGCCAGGGCGACUCGGUAUCACCGGCCGCUACUGCAAGCCGGGGCGACCCGGCAUCACUGGCCGCCACUGCAAGCAAGGGCGACACAGCAUCACGGGCAGCUACUGCAAGUCAGGGUGACACGGCAUUGCCGGCCGCUUCUACAAGCCAGGACGACACGGCAUCACCGGCCGCUCCUGCAAGCCAGGCCGACACGGCAUCACCGGCCGCUACUGCAAGCCAGGGCUACACGGCAUCACCGGCCGCUACUGCAAGCCAGGACGACACAGCAUCACCUGCCACCACUGCAAGCCAGGGCGACACGGCAUCACUGGCCACUACUGCAAGGCAGUGUAACACGGCAUUAUGGACCGCUUCUGCGAGCCAGGGUGCUCCGGCAUCACAGCCCGCUACUGCAAGCCAGGGGGACACGGCAUCACGGGCCCGCUUCUGCAAGCCAGGACUCAACUCCGAUGUUAACUCCAAUGUUAACUCUGACGUCAACUCCGACGUCAACUCCGAUAUCAACUCCGAUGUCAACUCCGAACUCGGACGUCAACUUCGACGUCAACUCCGACGUCAACUUCAAUGUCAACUCCAAUGGCAACUCCGUUGUCAACUCCGUUGUCAAAUCCGUUGUCAAAUCCGCCGUCAACUCCGACGUCAACUCCGCAAGCCAGGGCGACACAGCAUCACCGGCCACUACUGCAAACCAGAGUUACACAACCUAGCAGCCUGUUUUGAACACAAGUGGACAACUGUGAGUUUGGUCGUCUGGAUUUCCUGGUGCAGUUGAAGGAGUUCAAGCUGCCGUCAACCAUAAUUUUUUAAGUUAUGGCACUGCCAAAGCACCUGUCUUCAAAAUGGUGCAAGAGAAGCGAGGUUUCCAUGACAGAGUCAUUUCAUUCAAGAAGGAGAAAGCUGAGCUGAGUCAGCAAGCGUUGUCGGCCAG
Molecule: messenger RNA, 7005 nt
Organism: Sycon ciliatum
Lineage: Eukaryota; Metazoa; Porifera; Calcarea; Leucosolenida; Sycettidae
Product: mucin-19-like
Exons: 4
Coding region: 661-6849 (2062 amino acids)
Source: RefSeq, a predicted model, not a curated record